Glossina fuscipes is the source of this 2955-nucleotide messenger RNA. RefSeq names its product transcription termination factor 2-like. The transcript has 5 exons. Bases 1 to 2955 code for a protein of 984 amino acids. Gene Ontology annotation, molecular function: ATP-dependent chromatin remodeler activity; ATP binding. Lineage: Eukaryota; Metazoa; Arthropoda; Insecta; Diptera; Glossinidae. The record is from RefSeq and is a predicted model, not a curated record.
AUGUCGAAGUUUGAAGAAAGUGUGCUUUCAAGUAGUGAUGAUGAGGUGCAGGACCAUUUGUCUAAGAGUUUCAGUAAAUCCUUAACCUUAAAGGAAACGGAAACAGAAGAGGACAGUGAUGUGGGAUGCGUUAAUUUGGACGUUAAUCGUUUAAGGCAAAGGCAACUCGAUAUUAUUGAAACCGAUUCCAGUGAAAAUGAGUGGGAAGACGUCAGGGCCUUUUCCCCAACAACUAGGUUAAGCAUCACCGGCAUCAAGAGUCAUUUAUCAUCCGAUGAAUCAGAUGAAUCAAGCGACAUUGAAUAUGAUCGUUUCAAGGAUACGAUGCAUGGUUAUAUGUCAAGUGCUAAAAAGAAAGAAACGGACUCGACUUUUUUUGUACAACAAUCGUCAAUCAAGCAAGAUUCUACAGCGAGUGGAAACAAGAAAUUAAAAAAUAAAGAUUUAGAAGUCUAUCAGCGAAACGAUGAAGAUCCCGUCUUAACAACAUCAAAGGACAUAAUUCAGAAAAGUUUCCAAAAAUCUGAGAUUAAUGAAUCUUUAGUUGAUAUCGUGGAGACAGCUUCCGUCAGCACCGAUUUGGCAAUUACAGAAAGCUAUGAGAUGCCAGUACUUUCUCCAAGUACCAGUGAUUAUAUUGAGAGAGAACACAAAACUGACAGCACCGUCAUAUCAAAGCAAUCGUUAAUGAAGUAUGUUUCACAGGAAUAUUUCCAGAAAGAGGCUAAACAUUUAGAAGAUUUGAAGUCAAAAAAAACUUAUUUCGAAAAACUUUAUAAACGUACCGCCAAAAAUUUACCAGAUGAAGGCAAACGGUUAGACCGACAAAUUAAGAAUUUAGGGGAAGAUAUAGCUAUUAGAAGCAAAUGUUUAGCUUCCAUGGUGGUGGAAGAUAAGCCGCUUGCCAGUCCUCUUUCGUUGACAUUACAGGGACAACGGAAAGACAAUUUCAACACAGUUCCCGAUUGCAAUGUGCUGUCGAACGAUAUAAAUAGUAAAAAGGCUAACGACGCGACCACGCAGGGCAUAGCAACAAUCGAAAACCAAAAAGCUUUGACUGUAGAUAAUUUGAAAGCCCUUCAUAAUGCCUUGGGCAAUUGUCCGACUGCAGAUACAUUGGCCGAUGAUCCCAAAGGCUUAACUGUUCCAUUAAUGCGCCAUCAAAGGCAAGCUUUGGCGUGGAUGUGUUGGCGUGAACACGAAAAACCCAAAGGAGGUAUUUUGGCAGAUGACAUGGGCUUAGGGAAAACCUUGACCAUGAUAGCUUUAGUGUUGGCUUGUGAACUUAACGAACGAAGCCAAUCCGAAGAUGAUGACAAUGAAAACGAUGAAGACAACAAUUGUAAAUGGUCUUCAAAAAAGAGAAGAGACUACUACCCAGGCGGAACGUUGAUUAUAUGCCCAGCCAGUUUAUUAAGCCAGUGGGAAUUUGAAAGGAAAAAUAAAAUUUCCGGAGCGAAACCAGCGACCUGCCUUCAUCAUGGCAAAAAGCGUGAAAGUACAUCCAAGCUUUUGUGUACUUAUGAUAUUGUAAUUACCACGUACACUAUUGUAACUAAUGAACAUAAAGUCAGAGGCGCCCUAUUUGGUAUUAAAUGGAAGCGCAUUGUCCUGGAUGAGGGUCAUAUUGUUCGCAAUCAUAAAUCGCGCACCUCAGUUGCGGUAUGCGCACUAUAUGGGAUUUAUCGAUGGGUUUUAACAGGUACACCUAUACAUAAUAAGCAAAUGGAUGUUUACGCUCUUUUGAAGUUCUUGCAUUAUUCGCCAUUUGAUCAACUAACUUAUUGGAAGAGAUGUAUUGAAAAAGGUGCAAGUGGCCAACAACGUUUAAACACUAUUUUGAAUACUGUGUUGUUGAGGCGCACUAAAGCACAAUUGCAGGCGCUGGGUGAGCUUAGCAAUUUACCUCAAAAACGUACCGAUCUAAUUGAAAUUGAAUUGGAUAAAGAUGAAAUGAAUGUUUAUCAAAGAGUGAUGACUUACUCACGUUAUUUGUUCGCCCAAUUCCUGAUGCAGAGAGCUGAGCGUGAUCCCGAUUUUCUAUAUAGCAAACGAGGUUCUAGUUUAAAAGAUGCUUACCAUAAAAUACAUGAAAAAUUCAAGAAAACACAUCGCGACGGAGUAGAGAUCAAAUCUCAUGAAAUAUUGGUCUUACUGUUAAGGCUAAGGCAAAUUUGCUGUCACCCAGGUUUAAUAGUUUCUAUGUUGCAAAGUGACGAAGUUCAGCAGAUGAGUUCCGAAAGCGAAGCAACGCAAACGGAAUUUGAUCUGUUAGAACAAUUGAAUAAAAUGGCCACUGACGAUAACAAUGAGACUGUAAGAGAUAUUUUCGGCAAUAGAGCGUGUGGUGAUUGCGACACUUUGCCUACAUCCAAAGCGUCAAUGGGAGUGUUGAAAAAAAGUAAUCCGGUCUUUGAUUUUAAGAGACCAUCGUCCAAGAUGAGAAAAGUUCUGGAAAUACUAAGAAUGAAUGUACUAAAGACAAACGAUAAGGCCAUUGUCGUGUCGCAGUGGACUAGUGUGUUAGAAAUACUGGGAAGUCAUCUUGAGGAAGCUGGUAUAUCAACUCUUGCUUUCACUGGCCGAAUACCUGUCAAAGAUCGCCCGGAUAUUAUCUCCGAAUUUAAUGACCCCUCCUCCAAAAAGCGUAUAUUAUUACUUUCGCUUACAGCUGGUGGCGUAGGUUUGAAUUUGAUUGGCGCCAAUAAUUUACUGUUAUUUGACUGCCACUGGAAUCCACAACUGGAGGCCCAAGCGCAAGAUCGCGUUUACCGUGUUGGACAGAAAAAAAAUGUGAUAAUUCAUAAAUUCAUAUGCAAAGAUACGGUGGAAGAGCGUAUUCAAGCUUUGCAAGAACGCAAACUGGCUUUGGCCGAUAACGUAUUGAGUGGUGGAAAAGCAUCGAAAGGUAGUAAACUGACAAUGGACGAACUUCAAAAUUUAUUUGGAAUGUAA